Magallana angulata is the source of this 2938-nucleotide messenger RNA. RefSeq lists its product as uncharacterized. The record is from RefSeq and is a predicted model, not a curated record. NCBI's taxonomy places the organism in Eukaryota, Metazoa, Mollusca, Bivalvia, Ostreida, Ostreidae. The transcript has 2 exons. Bases 194 to 1816 code for a protein of 540 amino acids.
UUUACUGCUUGAACCAGAAUUUUUUUUUACUUCUUUACUUCUGAAUAAAAUUCAGCUCUCGUCAGUACUUUCAAAUUUUUGAUUUAGAUGUCUUUCCUGUUGUUUCUUUUCAGCGUUUGAUACAAAAAAACUGCCUUGGAAGUUGGCUGCUUUAAAGCACUACCUUGUAAUUAUUUUAAAGCAGGAAAGCAAAAUGGAGGAACUAAAAGAUGUCACAGUUCUUUUCAAAACAUCUAUUGUUAAACACUUUGGUGAGGCGUUGCUAAAUUCCCUUUGUAAUCUAAAUUCAAUGGAUGACUAUCAAAACCUGGACAUAUCUCUUGUGUACAACCUUCUCAGGAACGUUUGCAAAAAUGUAACUCCCCCAAAACGAGGCUGGGGUUAUGAACCAUCUGCUGAUGAUGUAAGCCUGGGUGCUGAUAUUGAAAGAAUCCGUUCAAUGUGGAAUAGAUAUUGCGAUCGAGAGACGGAAUUUCUGUACCUUAGAGAGAUAUUUGUCAGAAUGAUUGAUCGAUAUGGAAAUAUUUCAGAUCUCGUUAAAUUUGAAGACACUGGAAGGACAAAAAUAUUGAGUUUUGAGAUGAAUCCUGAAUGUCAAGACGAAGAUGGAGUUGUUUUAACAAAGGCCUUAAAAGCAGUUCUUGAUAUUCUGGAACAAGAAAACUGUGUAGUAGUGAAAGGGGCUAUAGGAACUGGAAAAUCAACCUGUCUGAAAUACAUUGAUAGACAUUACAGAAAAAAUCAAUGGGAUGUAAGGAGGAAUAUAGGGAGUAUAACCCACUCAGACGUGUACGUACCUGUAGAUAAAACAAGAAAGCUUUUGUGCUGCGAUGACAUCUUUGGGGUUUAUAAUAGAGGUAACUUUGCUGGAACCGCCGAAAUUAUUACGGCCCUGGAAAAUAUAGAGCAGAAAGUAAAUCAAAAUAUGAAAGUUGUCCUUGCUAUACAUGACCAUGUAUAUGAAGAGUUGCAAAAAAGCCAUUUUAUCAAAGUUUUUCAAAACAAACGUAACGUAGUAGACUUUAACGAACUUUCAGACGCAGAAAUGCUGCUGAUCUUUAAUGACCAAAGAAAGAAUGGUCAUUGUUCUAAAAGCCCAAAAUGUUGGUUUCUAAACGUUGGCUUUGAUUCGAUAAAGGACACUCUCAAAGAAAAUACAGGAAAAUUAGGAAAUCCAAUUCUUACUCUUUUAUAUUCUAAUCUUCAUGAUACAUUUGCCCAAAUAAAGGACUCACAAGAUAUAGUUAAGGAAUUGUGCUCUAUAUUUCAAAACAUGUUACAGAACAAUCCCGAUUUAUUCCAUGCAUUGCUGUAUGUAAUGUUCGUUGAAACUCACAGCUUGGAUAAGAAUGUGGAAGAAUGGGCGUUUAAGCUUGGAGGUCUCACCUCUAUAACGGUGAAACAGAGUGUCUGCCAUCUUGAUGCAUUUCCUUUUGUUCAGGCUGAUGGAAGAAGAAUAAAAAUAAAACAUGAACUAUUAAGUUUUGCCUUAUUUAAGUGGUGUGCCAGUAGUACGAGGUAUAUGCCUCUUCUUCUGAAGCACUGUCAAUUUCAAAUGAUUGAGGAAAUCAUACGACCGAUUUCUUCUCCCAACCAGAGUGAAUUUUGUGUUAUUCUAGAGGAAGAAAUGUACCCUGUUCUUCAUUCUAGAAUUCUAGAAGAAAAUUUAAUUGUGCACGUUAAACUUCACCCACUAUUGGAAAGUUCCAAAUUCAGGUACUCAUUAUAUUCGAUGAUGAAAAGUGAACCUCUGAUUCGCGAAAGUUUAGUUGCUAAAAAGAAGAAUCACAAAGACAAAUCUUCUACGAAAAAAUAGAAAUCUGCUGUCACAUAAAAAUUUUAAUAUUUUAUUUUCUUUCACUAGUACUCAUUUUAUAUGCUAUUCAAAUGUGUGGACGUACAUCUUAUUUAGUUGUCGUAUUCGGUCGCGAUAAAGUUAUCAAAGUUUUACGUACUUUUUCAAAGCCACGUUUUUAAAACAGAUGCUACCAGAUACAUGUACAUGGUAUUUUUAUAUGGAUCAAAAACUCAUAACUCAAAUAAAAGAUUCAUGGUACUUUGUGUUGAAUACCUUUUCUGCUAAAUGAUCUGUUCUUUCAAAUACGACAUAUUCAUCUAAAAACGUACAGGCAUAAUGCCUGACUUUGUAAAAUUAAUGUUUAACAAAUAUUUUUUUGUUGAAUCUUGCAUAAAAUAUAUGGUAUUGUUUGGUUGUUUGUUUGUUUUUUGGGUUUUUUUUUUGGUAUUACUUGUUUUUAGAUAAACACUCAAAGAAUAAGUUUAAAUAUACUUCCAACAUUCUAAUCUUCAUUCUAAUGUCAAAACUAUAUUCUAUUUUUCGAUAUGUCAUUGUUACAUUUUGGAUGUUUUUCUUUUUUAUCAACUUACUGGUUUUUGCCUUUAUUCAAUUUGUACCUCAUUUUUUGUUACCUAAGAGAGAGAGAUGAAUACAAGCAUAUUGGCUUGUGCCCGAAUGUUUUUGUAUGUAUUGUCAAUAGAUGAUAAUUGCAUAUUGAUAAACUCAUUAACUAUUUUUUAAACGAAAACGUAUUUUUACGUGCCUUGACUUGGUCCCUUAAUAAUUUAACGCGAAAAGGUUUCUUUGUUUUAAAAAAAUCGACAAACCAUCAUGUAGCAUCUAUUGACUUUUAACUAAAGAUAUUUUGACAUCUUUUAUGUUUUUGUUUAGUCAUAACCUACUUCAUCUCAAAUAUUAGAGUAUUUCAGUAUAAUAUAGCACAGAAAAAAGACUCUCAACCUUUUAUCUUGGAUAAGAGGUUAAGUUUGUAACACUUAUUGAAAAAUUAUUAUGCAAUACUUAUUGGUCACAGAUGUAAGCUGGUGCAUUUUCAUUUUAUAUGAUAACACGUUGUAAAUCAAUUAUAAUUUCACCAGCUGUAAAUGUUCUAUGCCAUUGAUGUACCUUGAGAAUAAAAAU